Molecule: messenger RNA, 1005 nt
Organism: Cyphomyrmex costatus
Lineage: Eukaryota; Metazoa; Arthropoda; Insecta; Hymenoptera; Formicidae
Exons: 4
Coding region: 1-1005 (334 amino acids)
Source: RefSeq, a predicted model, not a curated record
AUGUCUUUAAGUGAUGACGAGAGCGAAGAGAAAGAAAUAAAAGGUUUUAUUACAGUUGUUGAUUUAGGUCUAAACAAACAAAGAAAUGAAACACAAAUUAGACUUCGCGUCAAAGAGUAUGUGGAAAAAAUAGUUUCUAAUUACACCUCUGAAGAAUUCAAAAUACACUUCAGUGGCAAAAAACCUAUACCAGCUCAAAAACAACUUCUGUUAGCUUUGUGGAUGAUGGCAACACCUGAUUCAUAUAGGUCUGUAUGUGUGAAAUUCGAUGUAGGAAAAGCUACAGCAAUUCGUAUUAUGAGGAGAGUUACUUAUGCCUUGCACACUCUUGCUCCACGAUUUAUUCAGUGGCCUCAGGAUGAGAGAGCAACCAAAGUGAUGGAAGAAUUUGAAAAAGUUAGUGGAUUCCCUAAAAUUAUCGGAGCUAUUGAUGGUACGCACUUCAAGAUAAUUGCUCCACAGGAGGAUAAACAAUCAUAUGUAAUUUGUAUUCAAAAAUUGCUCUUUACAAGUGUUUUGGCUGGGAAUGUUGGAUCGGUGUAUGAUGCACGUGUUUUUCGACUCUCUUCUGUCAGAGAAUAUAUUGAAAAUCCACUAAUCUAUUUUCCUAACGAUUCUCAUAUUGUCGGAGAUGCUGCUUAUAGUAUUCAUCCUCAUAUUAUGGUGCCCUUUAAGGAUAAUGGGCAUUUAACAGCCAGACAAAAAAAUUUUAAUUUGUGUCAUUCUUCAGUGAGAACUUCAAUUGAAAGAGCAAUUGGGCUGUGGAAAAUACGCUGGAGAAGCAUUCUCGAUUGUUUGGCUAUGGUCACUAUAGAAAAAAUUCCUGAAUACUUAGUAGCUACUUAUGUAUUACAUAAUAUUUGUAUAUUGAAAGGAGAUUUGAUAGAUUUAAAUCAAGUAUAUGAAGAAGAUACAUCGUAUGGAACAUUAAUAUCUAAUAGAGUGGAGGAUAGUAAUGUUAAACGACAAAGAAUUAUGAAUAAUUUGACAAUGAGAGUUAUUUAA